Molecule: messenger RNA, 1635 nt
Organism: Camelina sativa (false flax)
Lineage: Eukaryota; Viridiplantae; Streptophyta; Magnoliopsida; Brassicales; Brassicaceae
Source: RefSeq, a predicted model, not a curated record
AUGUUGUACUCGUUUUGGCGUUUACUCUCUCUCGUUUCCAUCCUCCACUGUGUCGCUGCUCUCCAGUGUCUUCCUGACCAAACCGAGACCCUUAAACGUUUCAAAAACGAGUUUCAGUUCUCCAGCAUCUGCAGCGACGACACCAACUUUCUCCGCGGUGUGGUCUGCGAUAACACGACCGGUGCUGUCACGUUUCUUGAACUCCCCGGUGGAUGUAUACGUGGAACUCUCAGACCAAACAGUAGCCUCUUCGAGUUGAGUCAUCUCCGUUACCUUAACCUCUCUUUCAACAACUUCGAUUCUUCUCUAUUGUCUUCUGCUUUUGGUCAACUCAAAAAUCUUGAGGUCUUGCUUCUCUCCUCUAAUGGCUUCGCCGGCCAAGUUCCUUCUUCAAUACGUAACCUACCCAAAUUAACCAAGUUACAGCUUUCCCACAACAAGCUCACUGGUAACUUAGCUCCACUUGUACAGAAUCUAACCAAUCUUUCAGCUUUAGACCUUUCUUUUAAUCAAUUCUCUGGAACCAUACCUUCUUCUCUCAUCACCAUGCCUUUCUUGUCUUAUCUUGAUUUGAGUGAUAAUCAACUCACUGGCUCAUUUGAAAUCACUAAUAUAUCUUCGUCUAAACUCGAGACUUUACAGCUUGGGAAUAACCAUUUUGAAGCAGAGAUCAUAGAUCAUAUUUCAAAGUUGGUUAGUCUCCAGUAUCUCAGCCUCUCUUCCUUAAACAUAAGCCACCCAAUUGACUUAAAAAUCUUCUAUUCUCUUAAAUCUUUGUCACACCUUGAUCUUUCCGGAAACAGUUUAACACCAACGAGUAUGAAUUCAGACAUCGAAUUUCCAAAGGACAUGGAGGUCUUGCUCUUGUCCGGAUGCAACAUCAGUGAUUUCCCCAGAUUCUUGAAGCCCCUAAAGAAGUUAUGGUAUUUAGAUCUUUCCAACAACAGAAUCAAAGGGGACGUUCCUGAUUGGUUAUGGAGUCUUCCUCUUUUAGUAUCUUUGGAUCUUCACAACAAUUCAUUCACCGGUUUCAGAGGUUCAUUGGAUCAUGUUUUGGCCAAUUCAUCGGUGCAGGUAUUAGAUAUUGCUUUAAACUCUUUCAAAGGUUCAUUCCCUAAUCCACCAGUCUCUAUCAUCCACUUGUCUGCUUGGAACAAUAGUUUCACCGGAGAGAUACCUCUCUCUGUCUGUAACCGAACCGCUCUCGAUAUUCUUGACCUAUCCUACAACAACUUCACCGGCUCAAUCCCUCCAUGUAUGGGUAACUUCAGUAUAGUGAACCUCUGGAAAAACAAGUUGGAAGGAAACAUUCCAGACGAGUUCUAUAGCGGUUCUUUGACACAAACAUUUGAUGUUGGAUACAAUAAGCUAACCGGAAACCUUCCAAGAUCUCUCCUGAACAGCUCUCUCCUAAGGUUUUUAAGUGUGGAUCACAACAAUAUCAAUGAUUCUUUUCCCUUCUGGCUCAAGGCAUUGAAGAAUUUGAAAGUCCUUACACUCCGUUCAAAUAGAUUCGAUGGUCCUAUAUCUCCACCUGAUGAGCAAGGUCCUCUUGCAUUUCCUAAACUCGAGAUACUUGAAAUAUCGCAUAACAGAUUUACCGGAACCUUACCAAGAAAUUACUUUACGAACUAG